Myxocyprinus asiaticus (Chinese sucker) is the source of this 912-nucleotide messenger RNA. RefSeq names its product thioredoxin-like. Gene Ontology annotation, molecular function: protein-disulfide reductase activity. The transcript has 5 exons. The record is from RefSeq and is a predicted model, not a curated record. Bases 184 to 507 code for a protein of 107 amino acids. Lineage: Eukaryota; Metazoa; Chordata; Actinopteri; Cypriniformes; Catostomidae.
UUACAGAAGGGCCAUUUCUGGUUCUUCAGUGAGACGCGUUUAGGGGUAGGGCAUUGCAAAGAAACGGUGUAGUCUAGCCGCUUGAUUCAGAGAGAGAGAGAGAGAGAGAGGAGAGAUCCAUUUUUGGCGAGAGCGCGCGAGAAAGCUUUGUUUUCUGAGCUCGAGGCAACAAAAAGCGACAGAAUGAUCAUCGUCAUUGAAGAUCAGGAUGCCUUUAACAAAGCUCUUGCUGAGGCAGGCGAUAAACUGGUAGUGGUUGACUUUACAGCUACGUGGUGUGGGCCUUGUCAGAGCAUCGCUCCAUUUUACAAAGGUCUUUCUGAAAAUCCUGCCAACUCUAAUGUGGUCUUCCUCAAAGUAGACGUGGAUGAUGCUCAGGAUGUGGCCCAGUCUUGUGAGAUCAAAUGUAUGCCAACAUUCCACUUCUACAAGAAUGGGAAAAAGGUGGAUGAAUUUUCUGGGUCCAACCAAGCUAAACUGGAAGAGAUGGUGAACAACAACAAAUGAUCAGCCCUAAUGAGAUGGCCUCAUAAGUUUCCUGUGCAGCCCAAGCUCCAAGUUUACUAACAAUAACACCCUGAAUUUCAUUUUCUAAUUAAAGAUUUUCUUAGAAUGAUUUUAGCUUGUAAAAAUCUGCCUUACCUAUUUAUCAUCAUUUCCAUAAUUAACGAUUACCUCUGUCUGUAGGCUCUUUAAACCUGUGUGUUAAAACUCAGCUUAGCAAAGGUCAAUAAAUUAACACAAUUAUAAAAAACAAAAAAUACGAUAAUACAUUUGUUUAUGUGUCUUUGAAAAUGUCCCACUCUACACUAUUUCAAAACCAAGUCUUCUGAAACUUGCUUUUCAUGGAGAAAAUGUUUUUGUGGUUUCAAAUUUUUCAAAUUAAAAAGAGAAUUGUGUUAUGGAAUUAAA